Molecule: messenger RNA, 794 nt
Organism: Myzus persicae (green peach aphid)
Lineage: Eukaryota; Metazoa; Arthropoda; Insecta; Hemiptera; Aphididae
Product: glycine-rich cell wall structural protein 1-like
Exons: 3
Coding region: 238-642 (134 amino acids)
Source: RefSeq, a predicted model, not a curated record
AAAAUAUAAAACCGAUGUGUGAAACCCUCAAAAGUUUUAAUUUCCAUAAUUUUUGUAGUAGGUGAUUUUACUCAAAAAUAUAAAAAUGAUUCUGUUUUGUCUAUGUUACGCGUGGGCCAGAGAGACUUGAUCUAGCAGCCCAUAAAUUAAUACAUAUUUCAUGGAACUCAAUUGGCAUUAGAAUUUAGAUUUUUCAUAAAAUAAAUAAUAAUCAAUAUUAAUAUGUUAUUCUUAUAGAUGUACGGUAAUAUUACCAUUUAUGGUACGGGUGGUGGUGGCAGACGCGGGCGAGGUGGCAGACGAGGGCGAGGUGGCGACCGCGGGCGUGGUAGUGACCGCGGGCGGGGAGGACCGCCACCAAAAAAGUUUAGCGGGAAAUGUGACCUGUGCCGAACAAAAGGCCACAAAAUCAUAGAAUGCCCAAAAUUUAUCUCCAUAAUGGCGAUUGCUGAAGCGGCCACUUCUCGGCCAGAUGGCCCGGAUGCGGUUAGUGGCGAGUCCGGGACCGGGGCCGGUGGCUGUGGUGAGUCGGUGGUCGGUGGCGGUGGCGAGUCGGCGGUCGGUGGCGGUGACGGUGGCGAGUCGGUGGUCGGUGGCGGUGGCGGGUCGGUGGUCGGCGGCGGGUCGGUGUCCGACGACUGACGAGUCCAUGAAUGGGACAAAUAAAAUUAUUUAUUUUUGUAAUAUAAACUCUUUAAAAAAAAACAUUUUCUAUUGUUUUUAUUUAUUUUCGUACAAAACCCAUUUCCUUAGUUAUUAGAGCUUACCUAAAACAAAAAAUGAGUAAAAAUUUU